AUGAGCUCCUUCACCAACACCACCAACUUCGACAACCUCAUGCUCCAAACCCUCAUGGGCAGGCUCCAAAUCCGACCCCCAACGAACAACUCCUUCCUCUCGCAAACCCUCGAAGAACUUCUCUUCGACGCCGCCAAUCUCUCUGGCGAUGAAGACGAUGACGACGAGAACAAGACCCAGCUCGCCAAAGAAGAAUCCAAGCUCGAGAAGGACAUCAUCCGGGUCAUUCUCAGCGGCAAGACCGAUUCCCUCAAACCCAAUUCGGGUCAGGCGGUGACGAUUGGGGAGCAUCACAUUUGUGUCGGGUUUCAUGAGGAAACGGGUUCGGAUUAUCGGGUCUGGGAGUGGCAUGGGCAUAUCAUGCUCUUCGAUGAAGAAAAUGGAUACACUCCAGAGUAUAUAUAUGGGAAUUACUUUGAGAGACUGAUUGGCAAGGCUCGCACUGGCAGUAGUGGUGCUCGUGUUGAGGAGGAGGCUAAGGAGGAAGAGGAGGACAAAGAGCAGGUGGGAAAUUUGGGGCUCAGGGAAUUGAUUGAUGGUGGGGAUUCGGGUCAGGGUCGGAUUCUUCAUCGGAAUAUCAAUGCCGGUUCUUCAAGCCUAAGAUUUUAUCCAACUUCUCAAAUUGAGGUUUGGAGUAAUCCUUCACUCAAAUAUCAGAGUAAAGAGCUUAUGCCAACUAUUUUCGCGAAAGAUGGCGCAUAUGGAAGGACACAUCUAUUUUGUAGUUAG
This is a messenger RNA of Prunus armeniaca (apricot), 729 nucleotides long. The record is from the annotation of a GenBank genome assembly. Lineage: Eukaryota; Viridiplantae; Streptophyta; Magnoliopsida; Rosales; Rosaceae.